UGCUGCCAGCGCGCACACUUUCACGCGCCCAGCCCUCCUCUGCUCCGAGCCUCUUCGCCUCGCGCUGCAGCUAGUAGACUCAUCCCUCUUAGCAACACCUCUCAGUCGGGACUAUCAUCCAGAGACGGCGGGCGGCAGCUCUGUAAACACACCGGGAACUUGUCAGCUGCUCCGGGUCAACAAAACAGGGACGAUAAAAACAAACAAACAAAAGUAGUGUUCUGUGAAAGGAAGCACGUCGGCUGCUGUUGCUUCUAUCACUGGAGCAGGAAGGUGGUUUCUAGGAGCACUUUGCUGGCCAGCUAACUACACCGACACCUUACGGGCCAGGCAGGAGAGAGCAGAAACAAACAGCCGAAAAGGGAACCAAGUAGGGCAGUUCUUUGCUGGGUGAAGAGAUGGCAUCUACCGACUCGCGGCUCCAUCAGCCUCCCUCGCAGAAAGACGCGGCCGACCAAAACUUCGACUACAUGUUCAAGCUGCUGAUCAUCGGCAACAGCAGCGUCGGUAAGACCUCUUUCCUGUUCCGCUACGCCGACGAUUCCUUCACCCCCGCCUUCGUCAGCACCGUGGGCAUCGACUUCAAGGUCAAAACCGUCUUCCGCAACAACAAGCGGAUCAAGUUGCAGAUUUGGGACACAGCAGGACAGGAGCGCUACCGUACCAUCACCACAGCGUACUACAGAGGAGCCAUGGGCUUCCUGCUCAUGUAUGACGUCUCUAACCAGGAUUCCUUCGGUGCGGUGCAGGACUGGGCGACACAGAUCAAGACCUACUCAUGGGACAACACUCAGGUCAUCCUGGUCGGUAACAAGUGUGACCUUGAGGAUGAAAGGGUCAUAGCCACAGAGGACGGCCAGCGGCUGGCUGAGGAGCUCGGCUUCCGUUUCUUUGAGGCCAGUGCCAAGGACAACAUCAACGUCAAGCAGGUGUUUGAGUGUCUAGUCGACGUCAUCUGUGAGAAGAUGAACGAGACCAUGGAGGAAGAGAGCAACCUCACAGCCAAUCACAUGAAACCCCAGGGCUUUAAAGACUCUUCAGACAGCAACGGUGCCUGCGCCUGCUAAGCAACGGGCCUUUUUAGAAUGUCUCCAAACACACACGCACACAUGCACACACACACACACACACACACACACACACACACACACGCACGCACACACACACGUACACUAAUAUGAAGAACAACUUCCACUCUGUGCCUGGACUGUGGAAAAGGCUACAGAGGCAGUUAGCUAAGUGGCUAAGUGGCUACCUGAGACGAUCUUGGUUUGGCCUCUCCAACAGGGCUGUUGUUUCCCGUCAAAUGAAGCGUUUCUUUCUAUCUCUGUUCUUUUUCUUAUAACUUAUAACUGUGUUCUAAAGCCUCUCCAAGUUUAAACGUCCUGGGCCAAUAAGCAUUUAAUAUUUCCAGUGCCUGCUUUGUGGAUUUGGUUUUCUAACCAUCAGGAAACCACCACACACCAAUGUAAUGAUUGACACAUGCAACAACACUUGUACCACAAUAAGAUAUUUGCUAUACAUUUUAUUUAAUAUAUAUUUUACAUUAUAGGAAAAAAAAAUGAAACCUCAUCAUGUACCAAAGUCACUUUACCUUAUGGAUUUUAACAUCUGCCAAUAUAAGAUUUGCAUUGAUUUCAUGAACCUGUAUCUGUUUUUUUUGUUUGUUUGUUUGUUUUUUUUGUUUGUUUUUUUUGCACAAAGUGUGGAGCAAAUACAAUAACUGUACAGAUGUAGAUAAAUCUGUUGGCACCUAUGGUAAAGCUGAGUAUGAAAAAUUAAAUAAAAUCUUUUAUCACAGCAAAAAUCC
Molecule: messenger RNA, 1810 nt
Organism: Poecilia latipinna (sailfin molly)
Lineage: Eukaryota; Metazoa; Chordata; Actinopteri; Cyprinodontiformes; Poeciliidae
Gene: rab3db
Product: RAB3D, member RAS oncogene family, b
Exons: 5
Coding region: 399-1067 (222 amino acids)
Molecular function (GO): GTP binding; GTPase activity
Source: RefSeq, a predicted model, not a curated record